AUGAAUCAAGAAAUAAUAGAAGAAUCGAAUCUUGAUGAGAGUGAGAAUGAAGUAGAUGAAAUAAUUUCUGAACAAAUUAUAGAAUCUGGUAUAGUUACAAAAAAUAAUAAAACUGAAUUUGAUAAGUUCAAAAAAUUCAAUCUUAGAAAUCUUGAAAGAAAGAUUAUAAUUGAUUCAUCUGAUGAUGAAUUAGUAAAGCAACGUGAAAAAAAUCAUGAUAGUGACUUUAUUCCUGAAAAAAAAAAGAGAAAGAGAAGAAGAGCGAAUGAAUUAAAUGAUUUAUUACAAAAUUCUCAAGAAUUUUUAAAUUGGCCUAUUAAUAAAAAUAAACAUAAAUUAGUAAUUAAUGAUAAAGAACCUAUCAAAGUUCAUAUUAACAAAG
This is a messenger RNA of Cetraspora pellucida, 382 nucleotides long. The record is from the annotation of a GenBank genome assembly. Lineage: Eukaryota; Fungi; Glomeromycota; Glomeromycetes; Diversisporales; Gigasporaceae.